Molecule: messenger RNA, 3712 nt
Organism: Esox lucius (northern pike)
Lineage: Eukaryota; Metazoa; Chordata; Actinopteri; Esociformes; Esocidae
Gene: vil1
Product: villin 1
Exons: 20
Coding region: 274-2763 (829 amino acids)
Biological process (GO): regulation of lamellipodium morphogenesis; barbed-end actin filament capping; actin filament severing
Cellular component (GO): cytoplasm; actin cytoskeleton; lamellipodium
Molecular function (GO): actin filament binding; phosphatidylinositol-4,5-bisphosphate binding
Source: RefSeq, a predicted model, not a curated record
GCUAGUCAACAAGGGGAAGGAGCUCUGAGGUGGUGGCCCUCUUCACCCAGGCACCGUCAACUACACCACUGUAGCACCAAGGGGCUGGUUAAUGAGUCGGAGGAGCACGAGGGCGUGGCGGCUGACACAAGGGGCUGAAGUUCAUUGGCACAUAAACAGCGGGUGGAAUAAAGAGGAAGGAGAGAGUCAGAGAAAGCUGACUUACUCACACGGUCAAGGAGAAAUCCGUCCUCCACCUGAUUCAGGUAUCCUCUUCAAGCUGAAUCUGGCACCAUGCCCCAGAUCCAGGUCAAAACCCAAGUUGCUAAAGUCCUCAAUAAAACCACACCAGGGCUGCAGAUAUGGAGGAUAGAGGACAUGGAGAUGGUGCCCUUUCCCCCUAAAGCAUAUGGCCAAUUUUACGAAGGAGACAGCUAUGUCAUUCUAUACACCAAUAAGGUGCGCAGCUCUUUCACCUACGACAUCCACUAUUGGCUGGGCAAGGACACCUCCAAUGACGAGCAGGGGGCAGCGGCCAUUUACACCACCAUGAUGGACGAGCACCUGGGGGGCGUGGCCGUGCAGCACCGAGAGGCUCAGGGCUAUGAGAGUGACACCUUCCGUGGGUACUUCAAGCAGGGCAUUGUCUACAAGAAGGGUGGCGUUGCAUCUGGGAUGAAGCAGGUGGAGACCAACACAUACAACAUCCGCCGCCUCCUCCACGUCAAAGGAAGGAAACACGUAGUGGCCGGAGAGGUGGAUAUGAAUUGGAGCAGCUUCAACAAGGGGGAUGUGUUUCUGCUGGACCUGGGCAGCCUCAUUAUCCAGUGGAACGGUCCCAAGAGCAACCGCAUGGAGAGACUCAAAGGGAUGAACCUAGCCAAGGACAUCCGUGACAGGGAAAGAGGGGGACGGGCUCAGGUCAGUGUUGUUGAAGGGGAUAACGAGAAGGCUUCCGAAGAUGCCAUGAAGCUGAUGAAACAGCAUCUGGGAGAGAAAAGGGAAAUAAAGGACUGUGUCGCGCCCGACGACGUGGUUGACCAGAAGCUGACGUCAAGUGUCAAGCUCUUCCAUAUCUCAGAUGCCCAAGGAAACCUCGUGGUUCAAGAGGUGGCAGUAAAGCCUCUGACACAGGAACUGUUGAAUCAUGAGGACUGCUACCUAUUGGACCAAGGUGGUAUUAGAAUCUUUAUCUGGAAAGGAAAGAAGUCUUCCAAGACAGAGCGGGCUGAAGCUUUGGAUAAAGCAGAAGCAUACAAGAAGGCGAAGGGAUACACUAUGUCCACAUACGUGGAGACUGUGAACGAUGGAGCUGAGUCCUCUGUGUUCAAGCAGCUGUUCCAGAAGUGGUCCGUAAAGGGAAGUACUGUAGGACUGGGGACCACAAACAGCAAAGGGAAAAUUGCAAAGGUAGAGCAGAUAAAGUUUGAUGCCACAUCCAUGCAUGCAAGACCUGACCUGGCUGCCCAGCAGAAAAUGGUAGAUGAUGGAACAGGCGAGGCUGAGGUUUGGAGGAUAGAGGACAGUGAGCUGGUGCCCGUGGAAAGGAAGUGGUUGGGUCACUUUUAUGGAGGCGACUGCUAUCUCAUCCUCUACAAAUAUCUGGUCAACUACAAGACUCACUACAUUCUAUACGUAUGGCAGGGUCGCCACGCAACCACAGCGGAGCUGGCAGCCUCUGCAUUCCAAGCCGUGAACAUCGACCAACAGUACGGCGGGGAGCCGGUUCAGGUCCGAGUACCCAUGGGCAAAGAAACCCUCCACCUCAUGGCCAUAUUCAAGGGCAAGAUGGUGGUUUAUGAGGAAGGAAGCUCCAGAGACAACUCUACCUAUGUCCAGCCGGCAGUACGUCUCUUCCAUGUCCACGGAACCAAUGAGUUCAACACCCGCGCAAUUGAAGUGCCAGCACGUUCCUCGUCCCUGAACUCCAACGACGUCUUUGUGCUAAGCACGGAUACUUGCUGCUAUCUGUGGUAUGGAAAGGGCUGCAGUGGGGAUGAGCGAGAGAUGGGGAAAUCCUUAGCCGACAUCAUCUCCAGGAGGGAAAAAAAUGUCAUUGCUGAGGGCCAGGAACCGGCUCAUUUCUGGGUCAAUCUGGGAGGCAAGUCACAGUAUGCCAACAGUAAGAGACUUCAGGAAGAACACUCCAGCAUCACCCCACGCCUCUUUGAGUGUUCUAAUCAGACAGGUCGAUUCUUGGCCACAGAGAUCACCAACUUCAACCAGGAUGACCUAGAUGAAGAUGAUAUCAUGCUGCUAGAUAUAUGGGACAUGGUGUUCCUGUGGAUGGGAAAGGGAGCCAACCAAACAGAGAAGGAUAAUGCAACCACCACAGCACAGGACUACCUGAGGACCCACCCUGGGGGUAGGGAUGUGGACACCCCCCUCAUACUGGUUAAACAGGGAUUUGAGCCACCUACCUUCACCGGAUGGUUCCACGCCUGGGACCCACACAAGUGGAGUGGAGGGAAAUCCUACGAGGAUUUGAAAGCUGAGCUUGGAGAUGCAACUGAAAUGAUCAAGAUCACUGUGGACAGAACCACUUCCACUCCGAAGGACAUCGGAGGAUCAGUGCUGUCCCCCACCAUUAAGACCUCCUUUCCUGCAGACCAGCUGGUCAACCGCCAGACAGAGGAACUGCCUGAUGGGGUGGACCCCACCAAGAAGGAGGAGCAUCUGUCCAAUGAAGACUUUGCUCUGAUCCUGGGUAUGUCCCGGCCACAAUUUUACUCCAUGCCUACCUGGAAGCAACAGAAUCUGAAAAAAGAGAAGGGUCUGUUCUAAAAAGACUUCUGUGCUACUGGUCUCAUUUUGACAUGGAAAAGCAGCCAGCACUGAUGUCAAAUCAAACCUUAUUGUAUUUACUUCUUGUAUUUCCAAAUCUACAAUACAUCUUGAAUUUGCACCAUUACUUGUGCAAUUUACACAAGUAAAUAUUGUCCUGCAAAAACAAUGCAAAUUUAGGAAUAAGGUCCACCAAAACAAAAAUAUAAGGAUACAUGGUUGACACUUUUUCUGCACUGUCAAAGUGAGGCCCCUCGUGUUAUCAGUCUAGUUAUUUUUAAAUGACUGUAAGAAACAGAUUAAAUUGUCUUAGAUUUAGUCUUGUCAAUAAUCUAUGCUUUUUUCGUGCUUUUAAAUUUCUGUUGUAAUUUAGACCAUCAGUUAAUAAAGUGGAAAUGUCUAGGUGAUUGAAAGGACUAUAGAUUUUUUUAUAUUACGGUUAGCAUAGGUAAAACAGUUAUUCUAAACUGCUACUUGUUUCACCUAGCUAUGUCAUUCUAGCCGCCCAAAAUAACUAGGAGGUUAUAUUGGACCAAUAUGGUCUAAUAUUUUAUGUUAACAAUGAGCCUUAAUAUUGUAAUGAAGCAUGUUAAGAGUCACCUUUUCAUAGUGAUAUUCAAAAACCCCACCUUCUGGCCUUUAGGCCAGUGGGCUGUUGCCUGACACAAAAGUAUGGGCACAUGGAGUUGAUAUCAGUGCUUUAACAUAGAAUCUCUGAGAUAUUGAAAAUGUUUCCUUAAAUCUAUAUUUGUAAUGACAAUCUUCAGAGAACUGCAAGUGCAUGGUUUUCUCCAUGUGUUUAAUUAUAUAAAUGUGGACAAUGUAACUAUUACAGUGUUGCAUUUUUUUUAAUAUGUUGGAUUAACGGAUACAUAUAUAUAUAUAUAUUCAUAUAAAGACCAUUCAGGUACCAUUCUGAAUGGCAUUAAAUAAACAUAUUUCCCACGUU